AUGGGCGAUUUCCUGCGAUCCGUCUGGCUCGCCGAGGAGUUGCACAUGCUCGCCGCCGCGCACGCCACCGGCGGCGGCGAUCCGCGCGCGCGCGACAAGGCCGCGGGGCUGCUGCGCGCGCGCUCGCUGCGGCGACAGAAGUCCACCGCGGCGCUUCCGCGCGCGCUGACUGCGCGGACCGUGGAGGACGUGUGGAAAGACAUUCAGGCGGAACUAGCGGGGGAGGGGGAAGCAGCGGAGGGGGGGGGAGCGUCAGCGAAAGAAACGCGCGGAAAGGGGAAGGCGGAGCAGCAGCAAGCGCAGGGGCAAGGGCAGCAGCAAAAACGGCAAUUGGGGGAUGGAGACAAUAGGGGGAGAGCCGGAGAAUGGGGAGGAGGCAAGUUGCGGGGUGGGCAGCAGUGCGCGGAGAGAGGGGGAGGGGGGAGCCGCGGGCGGGGACAGGGGGGGAGUUGGGGGGGCAACAGCGGGGCGGGGGGAAAGGCGGAGGUGGGGAAGAAUGGGGACAAGCAGGGGGGCAGGGCGGGCGGGUGGGGAGCGGGGGAGCGAAUGGCCGCAGUUCUUAGGUUGCACAUGAUUCCGGGUGGGUCAGUGAAGGAGCGGGCAGCACUGUACAUCAUCAAGGCGGCAGAGGCGAGUGGCGAGUUGAGGGAGGGCGGGGUGAUCGUGGAGGGCACGGCGGGCAACGCGGGCAUCGGGAUGGCGCUGGUGGCCAAUGCACGCGGGUACAAGACCGUCAUCGUCAUUCCCGAGACGCAGAGCCAGGAGAAGAAGGACAUGCUGCGCAUUGCUGGGGCCACGCUGGUAGAGGUACGUGUCCGCCAUGCACCUCCUCCCUUGCUGCACCUCGCUCAACCACCGCUCGUCCUACCCAACGAACCUCUCUUCUCUCUCUCGAUCACCAUCCCUAUCCUCACCACCACGCCAGACACUGACUUUCAGCUUCCACUGCUACUUCCCGUGCAUUGCCUUGCGCACCCGGCAUGUGGGCGUGACGUGCAUGCAUGCGUGGGGGUGGGCGUGCAGGUGCCAGCAGUGCCGUACAAGAACCCCAACAACUACGUCAAGUACUCGGGCAGGCUCGCUCAAGCCAUUGCCAAGACACAUCCAGGCGGUGCCAUAUGGGGCAACCAGUUAGACAACACAGCCAAUCGCCAGGCGCACUACGAGACAACGGGGCCGGAGAUCUGGACGGAGGGGCGAGUGGACGCGUUCAUCUGCGCCAUUGGCACGGGGGGCACGCUCGCUGGCACCGGCAAGUACCUGAAGGAGCGCAAGGCGGGGGUGCGCGUGGGCAUGGUGGACCCAAUGGGCGCAGGGCGCAGCUACUACAACAACGGCACGCUUGAGGCCCACGGCUCCUCUAUAUCAGAGGGCAUAGGGCAGGGGCGCAUCACAGGCAACCUGCAGGGGUCGGGGCUUCCGGAGAGAGAAGGGGGAUGCGUUGACUUCUGCUGCCAGGUGGAGGAUGCGGAGGCGCUGCCAGUGGUGUACGACCUGCUGCGCUACGAGGGGCUGUGUGUGGGGCUGUCAUCGGGCAUCAACGUGGCGGGCGCCAUGCGCCUGGCGCGCGCCAUGGGGCCGGGCCACACCAUCGUGACGGUGCUGUGUGACCUGGGCACGCGCUACCAGGGCCGCCUCUUCAACCCGCCCUUCCUCACCAGGGCAGAGCUUGCGCAAGAGGUGCCAGGCAGCAAGCCCCACACCACCGUGUGCGUUCAUCAUGCAGCAGUGCCCUGCUUGCCCCGGCCUAGGAUCUUGGCCACCCAGCUGCCCGAAUCACCCAUGCGCCGGCCCUCACUGGAGCCCUCCUGCGACCGACUCAGGUUGAUGGCCGACCCCCCCGUGCUGCGCUGCUCCAGCAGUGGCACCACCGGCAGCUCCCCCACAGGCGCCUUGCUCUGCACCUCUGCCGUGCGCUCACUGUCACUGCUCAGCCUCCAUCAGUACCGCUGCUGCCGCUGCGAGAGCAGUGCUGGCGUGUGCCAUGCGCCACGUGGCAACAUCCACCUCAUUGGCGGGGUUCACAUUGCACACACACAGCACCUCCCGUGA
Messenger RNA from Closterium sp. NIES-65, 2052 nucleotides. The record is from the annotation of a GenBank genome assembly. NCBI's taxonomy places the organism in Eukaryota, Viridiplantae, Streptophyta, Zygnematophyceae, Desmidiales, Closteriaceae.